CCGUAAAAUAUUUCUGAGUAUAGUGAGAGUUUUGUUUUAAACUUCUCGGGGCAGAAAUGUAAAAAUUAGUUUGGGAUAUUUGAGAGGAAUGGUGCUGAAAUCAGGACUGGUGCUGAACAUGCUCAGUAGAUGCCUGCUGCCCUCCCAUCCUCCUUUGGGGCAUCUUCAAUUAUUCAGGAGCUAAAGGCAUUAACUGCUGUGCACACGGCAACGGGCUGACCAUUCCCCCAUUUAUCCAGUCUAGCUGGAAGAUGGUACUUUGGUGGGUUUUUUUUUUCUUUUUUGCAACCAUCCUCUUGCUCUGCUCCUCUUCCUCCUCUCUUCCCAUCCCCCCCUUCCUGCCUGGCAAUCACACUCUCACUGCAGCAGAGCCACCUUGCUGUGCUGCAGCAGGCGCAGGGAAAUCUCCCCUCACCGGAGUGACCGUCGGGUGGGCUGCAGCAGGGAAGACCCCUCGCAUCAGGACCGGCUCUCGUCCCACCUGAUACCCCCAACUGCCCCCCACUUUUGCCGCACUUGUGCCUUUGUUCUGCUUGUCCCGCUGCAGCCCAGUGAUUCACCCUCUAUGCUCUCCUCCAUCACCGCUCCUACACACCCCUCCUCUCUCUGUCCUCCAUUCCCUUUUCUUUUUUUUCUCCUCUUUGCUCACUGCGUAUGAAAUUGCAGAGCUCAGCAUUCUUCUUUAUAGGCACUUAGGGAAGGUGGGGGGGAGAGGAAUAACUCACGAGCUUGGCGGGAGGGUUUUUUUUUUUUUUUGCACCACAUAACCGUCCCCCUUCCAAUUAAAGACGAGCGCUUAUGUUAUUGAAGAACAGCUCAGCCAAUAAGGAGGCAGCUCAUGCAAAGAUAGCAAGAAAGAGCAGCAGAGGCGAGUGGGCAAGAGCAGGAAAAACUGCAGUGUGGAGAGUUUCCUUCCCUCCCCACAGCAGAUCUCUUAUCAAUUUGUGCACUCUUGUGUUUGGGGGGGAGCCUUUGAAUGGGGGGAUCUCUGUGAGCGUGUCUUGUAAAGUGUCGCAACUGAAAAAAAAGGGAAGAUCUUAGUGUCCAGGAGAGCAUCCUGCACAAAAGUUGACUGCACUUGCAGCCUAAAUGAAGAAGUUCAACGUGCUGAAGCCUCAGACGGCACCGAUGGUUGCUGCCAAGCCAACUGGGGCCGGUGACUCCGACGUGACUCCAGCGCCUGUUGCAGUCAUCUCCAACGACAACUCCACUGAAGCAGUCAACAAAAACGAUGCCUUCGACAGGAUCAAAAACAAGUUCCGGAACGAAAUAGACAAAAUACCACUGCCAUCGUGGGCCAUCAUCGCCAUUGCUGUGGUCGCUGCUUUACUCAUUCUAACAUGUUGCUUCUGCAUCAUCAAAAAAUGCUGCUGCAAGAAGAAGAAGAACAAGAAGGGCAAGAAGGGGAAGGGGGACAUGGGAAUGAAGAACCUUAAAGGAGGCGAGAAACAACAGGAUGACGACGAUGAAGAAGAAGACGUGGAACCCGGAAUAACAGGAGACGAGAAAGAGGAAGAAGUGAAGGAAAAGGAGAAGCUCGGGAAGCUGCAGUACUCCAUCGAUUAUGACUUCCAGGAGAACAAGCUGACCGUGGGAAUUCUCCAAGCAGCUGAUUUGCUGUCCAUGGACAGCGGGGGCACCUCAGACCCCUAUGUGAAGGUCUUUGUCCUCCCCGACAAGAAGAAAAAGUUUGACACAAAAGUUCACAAGAAAACUCUCAAUCCUGUCUUCAACGAGACCUUCACUUUCAAGAUACCUUUCCAAGAGAUGGGAGGAAAGACUCUGGUAAUGUCCGUCUAUGACUUCGAUCGUUUCUCCAAACAUGACGUCAUCGGAGAAAUAAAGAUUCCUAUGAACACCCUUGACCUGGCAAAACCAAUCGAAGAGUGGAGGGACCUGGACAGUGCAGACCAAGAGGAGCCAGAGAAGCUGGGUGACAUUUGCAUCUCCUUGCGCUACGUCCCAACUGCAGGCAAACUCACUAUCUGCAUUCUAGAGGCAAAGAACCUGAAGAAAAUGGACGUAGGUGGACUGUCAGAUCCCUAUGUGAAAAUUAACUUGCUGCAGAAUGGAAAGAGGCUAAAGAAGAAGAAGACAACAGUGAAGAAGAACACUUUGAAUCCGUACUACAAUGAGUCAUUCAGCUUUGAGAUUCCUCUUGAGCAAAUGCAGAAAAUCCAAGCUGUGAUCACAGUGUUGGAUUAUGACAAGAUUGGCAAAAACGACGCCAUUGGGAAGAUCUGGGUUGGAAGCAAAUCCACGGGCGCUGGGCUCAAACACUGGUCCGACAUGCUGGCCAAUCCCCGCCGUCCCAUUGCCCAGUGGCAUCCACUGCAGCCAGAGGAGGAGGUGGAUGCCGCCCUCGCGGCCCUAACUGCCAAGAAGUAAACCUCCACCAUCUCCACACCUACCUACACUUGCAUUUCCCAUCAUUUUCCAAAGUCCCACAUAUCACUCCAGAAGAGCACCCACGUCUGCCCUGAUCCCCAUCCUACUCGACCACUGCCACCUCUCAAAAGCUCCAUGGAAACCAUCUGAUGGGAAAUGUAGUCCCCCCCCCCCAAAAAAAAAAGAAAAAUAAUCACACUCUAUAAUAUCACGUCACUGAGAAAAGAAGUCACAAGAUGGACGAAUACUUUAGUUAAUUUCCUUCAGAUCUAUUUUUGUAUAGUCAUUGUGGUUCCAUUAAAAAGAAUACAAAGUAGACUACGAAGAACAGUAGGGGUGCUACAUGCAAAUCUAAUAAUAGAACGGAGAAAGCAUACACUCACUGUACUUUUCACCCUUUUCCCUUUAGUGACACAGUUUGCUUAGAAUAGUGCUUAAAUGCUUUAUACUGCCAUGUAAUAGAGAAAUAACACAAGCAGGUCCAUUCCAUAGGUGUUUAAUGCACCAUAGCCCACGCCUGCCAGUUAUCACAUUCGAGAAUUCUGUUAGUUUAAAGUACAUUCCUAGAGUUGGGUAGCAAUGUAGGAACAGGCACAUAUCCAGUUACCCACAAACACACUGCCUUUAUGAUUAGUUGACCUUCAACCCAUCGUCUCAGGAAAACUGAGAGGAAAUUGAAACUUCAUGCCUUUUGUUCCAAAACGGGUCGUUAUUAUUCAAAAUGAAGUGUUUGGUGACCGAAGGCCUGCUGAUUCGCGCCAGUUAAUCCUUGAAAUGGUGAGCGGUGGGUAGAGGGAGGCAAUAAUAUAUUUUAAGUAGUUUGUGCUUUUAAGUGUGCAAACAAAAAAGGAAAUGUUAGAGCGGUGCAACUACCACCGACAUGGUAUUUACAAGGUGUCGAUUACUGGCUGCGGUCUGCCACCCCCCGCCCCCCUUUCCCAACACCUCAGAUUCCGUAUGUCACUUGUUCAGUGUUACUGCCAUUGAGUCAUGGACUUGACACAAGGGUUUUACUCAAAAGGAAUCCCUAUAACCGUCUUACAGUCAUAAAGGAGACAAGCCUUCCAAGUAACAAGAUAAGCAAUUCUCAACUACCAGGGACGCCUUCCAGUUAGCGGUGUUGUUCGCUUCAUUUCUUUCUCUUUUUUGUUUAUCUUAUAUUCCUUAAGCACUUUAAAUAUGUUGUGUAAGUAUGCUCAGAAAUCAGAGCUUUAAUUAUUUGUUGAGAAUAAGUGCUGUUUUUUUGUAAAUUUUGUUUUUAAAAUCAAUGAGAUCCCCUCGUUUCGCUUCAGCUUUCUUUGUCCUCAACUACUGUGUUUUAAGUCUUUUGGAUAUUGAAUUUCUCACCUGAUCAGAGAGAUAUGGUCUGGAGGAAAGCACUGAUCUGUGUGUAUUUUAUACACAGCUUACCAAACUGUUGAACAUAAUUGCACUACUGGGUUGUUUUUUUCUUUCUUUCUUUUUCAAUUAUUUUUUCCUGUUGUAGUUUGAUGCUGUUUCUUGAUCUGUGUUGUGCUUUAUUUGCCAUGUAGUUGUUGUGGAAUUGAAAUUAUUUUCUGUGGCACAUGCAGACAAGUCUCUUCCUGGGAUUUAGACACAUUUCGCUUUUCCCUGGAAUCUUCACAGAAUGGAUCAGGUUCAGUAUAAAGAGCCAAAGACGCAAAAACCAUCUGCCAUCAUACGCUGCUUUCAUCCCGUCUCCAAAAUUUAAAGGCAAAAAUUCCAAGCUGAAAGAGCCGUUACAGUUUUAACUAAGUUAAACAGUAUAGUUACAUUAAGAGCACAAAAAAAGUCCAGUUCCCUUUAAAGCAAAAGCGCAGCAAGGCCGUCCACAAAUUUCCAUUUGACCUAAAAUUUCAUGUAGUGUUGAAAGUCUUCUCACUGUUCAUACCAACUCAAGUCGAACCUUUAAUAAUGAAGCUGCUGGGUAUUUUUUUCUGCUGACUUUUUUGGACCAACCAAAAAAUUAGGGAACAUUUUUAAUUAAGUAGCACUUUUUGCUACUACAGUGCAGCAGGGCAUGUUAGCAGCAGGAUUUGAAAUUCUAUUUUUUCCAACAAAACAACAAUAAACUAAUAAAAAAAAACUAUACAUUUGGCUCUCUAUAAUUGUGAUAUAACAUUCUGUUGAAGAUGAUUUUUGAGUAAAAACAACAUCCAAAAUAUUAUUUGGCUAAAGCUGACCAGUCCAGAAUAGACUGAUGACACUUUUUUGUCUCAUAUGCUUUUGUUAGGACCCAAGAGUGCUUCCUUGCUGGUUAAGCUGUUUAUUAAAAAUAAAAAAAACUAAAAUUAUGCUUAUUGAAAGCAUAUAGAACAGCCUCUACCAGUUAAGAGUGUAAUGUAAAGUUGGUUAACCUUUUAUGCAUCUCUUCUUCUUUUGUUUAAUUGAAAGAUUAUUGUUUUGUUUUUGUUAAUUUUUUUACAGCAGUUAAAUUCCACUUUUACAUAAUUUUUCCUUCUUUGUUUGAUGAAGCAACACUAAAGAAAAAGCAACAUGGAAGCAAUCAAGCAGCCCAUUGUGUAGUUUUGCUUAUAUACAGUACAUAGCUCCUACUUGUUGAUACUGCAUGUUUAUACAAAAUACUGUACAUAAGAGCAUGUUUUAGAGAUGAAGCAAAAAUAUAUCGUGUACGUACAUGGUUGUAAUUUGCCAUUUUAAUAACACCAAGAAGGGAAAAAAAAUGCACUGUAUAUUUUCUAAAUAGAACAAAGUGUGAAUUUAUUUUCCAUGAGGGUCAUUGGAGAGAAUGUCAUACAAAUAAUAGAAUAACUGUUACUAAUAAGAACCUUUCCAUGCCUGAAAUUCUUAAGCAAGUGUGUUGUUCAGUGCUGUGUGUGAGUUCAUGUAGAACGAUGAUGUAGCCGCAUGCUUGCUAUUUAAAUUUGCUGUGCUCCAAAGCUUUAUUUAAGAACAUUUAUUAGCUUUUUUUUUUCUCCAAAACACUUUAAAUGAUCAGCGUUGAAUUUAUUUAUUUUUCUUUUCUUUUUGUCACAACAAAUUUUUUUAUUUUUUAAUGACCAAGACAGAGUCCAAGUGUGCGAUGAAUGUUUUCGAAUGACAGUUUAAACUGUUUAUUAGAAACUGAGUCAAUUAACUAUUCAAUCGCUAAUUGGAGGAGGACCUGUUUCUGCUGCCACUGAUCAGGAAUCAAGUCUGACUGCUGCUCCAAGGCCCAAAACACAAGUAGUCCUAUUUAAAUGAACAGAAGUAACUUAAAAAAAAAACAUCUUUUUGCUUUUUUUUAUCCCAAGUAUAUUUUUCUUUCUGUUUGGCUGACCUGGAAAAUAUCACAGCUGCGUCUCUCUUUUACUGUGUUUAUUAAAAGUGUAUAUGUAAACAGAAUAAGACAAACCUGAAAGCCAUAAAACUCAAGCACUAACUCUUUAGAGCUCAGCUGAGUAGCUAGAACUUAUUUAUGAAGAGAAAAAUAAAAAAAAUACUGUCUUUUAUUUUCUGUGCCCAGUGUUACACUUACAUUCCUUUAUCUUUUUAGAGAUCUUUGUUCAUCAAGAGGGCAAAAUCCAUUCUACUGUAUAUGAGAACUGUUGUGAGUGAAUGUGUCUUUUUCUACUUUCAAAGCUAUCGAUGUCCUUGUUUCAUAGAGGUAGCCGAUUUUACUGUAUUGUGAUUAGUAAUGCAUAUUCCUUGUUUUAUCAGUAUACAUAAUAUAUAUGAUAAUACAAUAGGAUCUCAGUAUUAAUAAUAUAACUAUAAAUAUUAGAGUGCAUUCUAUUCUUGGGCUGAGUGCAAUUUAUAAACCAAACUGGGUCACUCUUCUAGUUUCCCUUCUUCCAGUUUUGCAGAAUAUACUCGUACAAUCAGAAAAAGAAAAAAAAAACUCUGCAGGUGGUUUGGAGUUCAUGUGGACAUUUUAUUUAUUUAUUUAUUUGUCUUUUUUUUUUUUUUUUUUUUAGGAAACUGCCCGGGCAUCAUAGAUUUUUUCAAAAAAUAGAGGAACAGUGAAACCCCUCCAUAGGACUAUGCAUUAUGACUACAGACUCAUUCCACAAUCAUUUGAAGCUGUAGAAAGAUGUUGCCUGUAAUGCACAUAAAUAUAUAUUAAAGAAAUGGAUUCAAAAUUAUGGAAAUUUGCCUUCUUGCCAGGGGUUAUGCAUGGUCACCAGACACCUCCCAUACCUUAAAUAGUUAUUUCAAAUUGAUCUGACAAUGUCUUAGAAGAGUCCUUUCCCUCCAUUUUUAAUAUACUUUAAAGAUAAAAUAUUGAUAUUACUUUGUUGACUUUUAUUUUGAAGCUUCAUAGGAACUAUUUUACCGUUACUGUCAUUUCAAAGUCAAAAAUAGCACAUGUCAUUUUUAAAAGAAGAAUCAAAAGAUGAAUUUUGCUUCGGUUACCAGUUGAACUUGAAUUGAAGAAGAGUUUUUAAACUAUUGUCAACGUUUAAAUAGCGUUCAUUUGUUUAAUUUAUGAGCUCUCCUUCAGUAAAACAGUGCUAACUUGUGCUUGGCACCACUUAUGUAUUUUGCAAAUUAGCUUUUUUGUGCCAAAAUAAUUUUCUAAAAAACAAAAAAAAACACAAAACUAAAUUGAGUGAAAUAGGAAAAUUGUUUUAAAAGUUUAAAAUUAAACUUGAACACAAAAUUUAGCAGUGAAAGAUGAAGGAAGAAGAUGACUAGCUUAGUUUAGCCUCUAGCUAGCUUGCUGGGAUUGGAGUGUUAGCUUCUAAAUGUUUAAAUUAAAACCAAAUUUUAAUCCAGUUUUUGCUUGGUUGAAGACUACAUAAUUUAUUGCUGUUAGAAUAUUUUGAAUUAAAAACAAUAUCCACACAAAAAGAAACAUUGAUACACAUGAUAAGCUUUAAACUGCCAAAUAAAAUGUUUAUGUUGGUUUUACAAUUUUACUUCCUGGCAAGAAUGCAAAUGAACUGAGCUGUCACACUCACCUCAAUACACCAUUUUUCUAAAGCAAACUGCCAUCAAUUCAGGAAACAUUUCUCCCUGUAUUGCAUCAUGCUCCACAUUAUUUAAUAAUAUUGGAGGAAUUCCCUGUUCAAUCUAUAUUAUGGACUUUGACCAAACGACACAGUGGGAGCAGUUCAAAUGCAGAGUUGCUGUGCGUUUUAAAAAUAUAUAUAUAAAUACUGCCACUACCUGAUUGCAGCUGCCUCCAUUUCUUCAUGGUGUUCCUCCAUUUCUUCAUGGUGUGCUGGGAUAACAGUCCUUGCAGAACAGAAUACGACUUAUGAUGAGGCAAAUGUCAUUACAAGCAAGCAUUUUUAAGGGGUUUUGUUUGAUUUUCUUUGACUGUUUGGGUCAAAAUACUGCCAGAUAUGGAGCUGAAAAGAAGCUAUUUGGCUAACACAGAGAGAAGGGAUGUAUACCUACAGUACAGGUCUGCAUGUAUGGAACAGGUAACUCAUUAAAUGUACAUUUAUUGAUUAUAACUAAUAUUUAAAGUGGUCUGAGUUCUUGUUUGUUGUGUGUGCCUGCAUAGACGUGUACUGUCUUAUGCACCAAUGCAUCUCAAGCUGUCCUGUGUCUGCAACAGAUCACAUAAUUUCUUUUCACGUUUUUUUUGUUUGUUUUUCAAGCAAAGAGAUUUGAAAAGGGAAAGUUUGAAAACCUGGUCCAGCAGCCUCUCAGAAGAGACAAACGCCAUGUUGUCACUCUGUCUUGUCUCCUCUAUUACUGUGUCUCUUCUUUGUCUCCCGUCUUUCUGAGUAAUCACCUGUUUUGUUUUGUUACUUUACCUCUGUGAUGACAAACCCAUGAUGUGGAAAUGUGCCGGAGCCGACGACAGACAUUUGUCGCCGCGCUCUGUCACGUGUGCUUUUGUUUGCCUGUCCCUGUCUUGUUUAUGUGUAGCCAACUAUCAGCGUCGGCAUGCUGAAUAGGAAGUAGGGCCCACUUGUGUUUUCCACUUCAAUCUGCUAUUGCUGAGCAUAAAGAAUGCAGGCCUCCAUGUUUACAACUGGAACAUAGUGUACACUGCCAAACAGGCAGGACUGUACCAAACUCUCGAGCGUGUAGUCCUUCCCCUCUGAUCCCUGAUGCAGCUGUACUCUCAAGACUCCUUUUAUUUCUUCCUGCUUCAUCUCUUUCUCCUCAUCAUCUUUUAUAGCACUGGAGGGCAGUCAGGUUGUGUCCCCUAGCUGUGUUUCUUCGUGUCUAGUGUUGUGGUGCGCGUGUUCAUGUCAGUAAUUGUGCCUACUGUGGAUCGCAUGCUUUAGCCUUUGACUGGACACAAAUGUUGCUCACAAACUCCUCUUGACCCUUAUGUCGACAUACAUUGGGGAUCCUUAUAAAGUUAUCGAGGGAACCAAAUAACUUAUUACAGAUUUAUCAUAUGUGUUCUGUUCUGUAAAAAAAGAAGACUAAUAGGAAAUAAAGGCCUUUUAAUUACCACAA
This is a messenger RNA of Oryzias melastigma (Indian medaka), 8757 nucleotides long. Its product is annotated as synaptotagmin-2. Gene Ontology annotation, cellular component: synaptic vesicle membrane; axon; dense core granule. NCBI's taxonomy places the organism in Eukaryota, Metazoa, Chordata, Actinopteri, Beloniformes, Adrianichthyidae. Gene Ontology annotation, biological process: cellular response to calcium ion; synaptic vesicle endocytosis; regulation of dopamine secretion. Gene Ontology annotation, molecular function: calcium-dependent phospholipid binding; syntaxin binding; clathrin binding. The record is from RefSeq and is a predicted model, not a curated record.